AUGUCUGACAAAGUGGUGGCCGAAGAGGAGCCCAAGAAGAAGCCCUGCUGUCAAUCAAAAGCCAAUAAAAAGCUCAUCAAAAUCAGUGAUUUACCCAUUUAUGGCAAUCCGUAUCCCAAAUGCGAUCGCAUUGUGUCCGAAGAGUUGGGUUACAUCGAGACCGGUGUCAGAGCUGUUCGGCAAGAGAUCACUCCAUACGUCGAUAUUGCCAUCAAAUCCAGUCAAAGACUUCAACAGAUAUUAAACACAUCGUAUGAACACUCAAAAUCUACUUAUGAGUACAUCAGCUCUGAAGGCAAUACUGUGGCCAAAGCGGCCGUCAUUACCGGCGGCGGACUUCUCGGUCUAUUGAUAGCGUCGCGCAAAGGCUUCUUCAAGAAAGUGUUUUACACGACCGCUGGUCUGACGGCCGGUUCGGCCGCUUGUUAUCCAACGGAGGCUAAAGAGUUGUCACAAAUUGGCUUUUUUAUCGUCAAAACAAAAGGUCCCGAAAUAAUCAAAGAAUAUACCGGCGUAGACCUGAGCCGCAAGAAGGGCUCCAAAGAAAGCUCAACAAAAGCUGAUCCCAAGGACGUGGACACCAUUGGGAAGGAAGUGAGUGACGUUCAGUAUUAUGGCUUUAGAGUAUCAGAAUCUUGGGCCAAUAAGACUACAAAUGGUGUGCAAAAGAAGUCAGAAUCUGCUGUGAAGGGAGACUUCGGGAUGAGUCGCAAAGAAGACCAGGACUUAUACGCAAACAGGAGUUCAAAAUAAUAUUCAUAAAUAGACGUUUGAAUUGAGCUUUUAUUUUAUUAGCUAACAAAUGAUAGUUUCUAUAAUCUAUACAAUAAUUAAUAGUUGUGUUAAUCGAAUGGGAAAUAAAUACAUAUUAAUUGAUUUAUGAUAAGAAUAUCUCUAAUAUAGUUAUAACAAUUGGGGGACAAAAUAGAGCAAAC
Molecule: messenger RNA, 935 nt
Organism: Medioppia subpectinata
Lineage: Eukaryota; Metazoa; Arthropoda; Arachnida; Sarcoptiformes; Oppiidae
Source: the annotation of a GenBank genome assembly